AUGAAACUCUCCGUCUUCUCAUUGCUGUCCUUAACAAUCAUCUCCACCAGGAGCGCGUCCGCUGCCUAUUUCGACCAAUACUCUAGCACAGACUGCACCGGCACCGUCGUCCAGACCAGCUCUCUCAAUCCCGGCCAGAAUCAGUGCUACGAGCAGCUUGGUAGCGCCGCCUCGUUGUUUGUGAGCACGGACGCCUUUCCUUGCACUUUCACGCUCUUCACAGACUCGGAUGGACCGGAUGGAUGCAACUUUGGGAGUUUGACCGGGGUCCUCAAUAAUACUGCGAAUGCGCAGGGAUGUAUAAACUUUUAUGGGACGGGAGAGUUUAUCCUGGGUGUUUGUGGAAGUCAUACAAUCCCAAGUGGUCCUUAUUACGGCGAAGAAUAA
Molecule: messenger RNA, 387 nt
Organism: Stereum hirsutum FP-91666 SS1
Lineage: Eukaryota; Fungi; Basidiomycota; Agaricomycetes; Russulales; Stereaceae
Exons: 2
Coding region: 1-387 (128 amino acids)
Source: RefSeq, a predicted model, not a curated record